AUGACAGCCUUAGACGACCUGGACCUCUUACCGGAAGACUUUCCGCAGCCGAGUCCGUUUAUGUCAGAAUGGCCUCUUCGGCGAGACGUGGUCCAUAUGGAUCAUGGCUCUUCAGGGGCCUGCCCGACGAAGGUGCUCGAGCACCAAAAUGCGUUGCGAUGGGAACUGGAUCGUGGAUCCCCCGAAUUUUUCCUCUCUCGCUGGUCGCCUCGCCACCGCGCUGCGAAGGAGGCUCUAGCGCGCUUCGUGCAUGCCAACUACGACGAGCUACUGCUGACCCCUGGUUCGACCCUGGGUCUCAACAUCGUCACACAAAGCCAGCAGUUCCAGCCAGGCGACGAGCUACUGACGACCAAUCAUGCAUACAGCUCGGUGACCAUGCUCCUCCGACAUGUUGCAAACCGGGAUGGCGCCAAAGUGGUCAUUGCGCAGGUUCCAUUCCCCGUUGCAUCUGAGGAGGAGAUUGUCCAAAGUAUCCUGGCGUGUGUGACAGAACGAACCCGGUUCGCCAUCAUUGAUCAUAUUGUCAGCCGUUCCGGCUUGGUGUUCCCCAUCAAGCGCAUUGUCCAGGAACUAGCGGACCGUGGGGUAGACACCCUCGUCGACGGUGCCCACGGCCCGGGGCAGGUGCCAGUGGAUCUCCAUGACAUCGGGGCAGCAUACUACACCACCAGCUGCCACAAAUGGAUGUGUGCUCCGCGCGGGGUGGGAUUCCUGUACGCGCGUCGCGACCGGAUCCGCCGUCUCAAGCCCCUGAUUAUUGCUCGCUCUGGCCACUGGCGGGACUCGGACGGGGCCGCCUACAGUUGGUUGGAGCAUACCUUUGAGUGGAACGGCUGUCACGACCCAUCUGGCGUGCAUAGCAUGCCAAAGAUUAUCGAGUUUCUUGAAACCGCGCUGCCGGGCGGUCAUGCUGCCAUGGUCAAGCGAAACCAUGAGCUUGCUGUUGACGCGCGCCGGAAAGUGCUGGGGAUACUUGGUAUUGACCUUCCUUGCCCAGAUGAUAUGAUUGCCAAUAUGGUGGUGUUCCCCCUUCCAGACUCGGUGUUACCAGAGACUCAGGGCAUUCUCCCUCUGUGCAAGACGCUUUGGGAGAAUGAUCGUGCAGAGAUCCAGUGUUACCACUGGCCGGCCUACCCGAAACGGAUCUUCCGAUUUAGUGUUCAGCUGCACAACAGCAUGGAGCAGUAUGUCUGGCUGGCGGGGAAGAUCAAGGCCGCACUAGAUGAGGAGACUAGAAUAGCCCAAGCACAUGCUGCAGAGGUCAAUGGUCUUGGAACAUAG
This is a messenger RNA of Aspergillus oryzae RIB40, 1284 nucleotides long. RefSeq lists its product as uncharacterized. NCBI's taxonomy places the organism in Eukaryota, Fungi, Ascomycota, Eurotiomycetes, Eurotiales, Aspergillaceae. The transcript has a single exon. The coding region runs from base 1 to 1284 and encodes 427 amino acids. The record is from RefSeq and is a predicted model, not a curated record.